UUGGAGAACAAAGGAAGCUCUGGGGAAGCAGAUGUGCUUUGGUAGCAUUUGGCGUAUAGCAUGAAAUCACCCCUGCAGUCACAACGUUAACCCGUCACAACCUGUCACACUGUCCUGUGUUCUUACAGACAAGAAGUGACCAGCUUCCGGAGGUGGUGGCUGUGUCUGGAAGCGGAGCUUGCCAAGCUGGACGACAAGAUGCUUCGCACCCCCAAGUGCUCGAGGUGCCGGAACCAUGGCUACCUGGUGCCAGUCAAGGGCCAUGCGGGCAAGUGCCGCUGGAAGCAGUGCAUCUGCGACAAGUGCUACCUGAUCACCGAGCGCCAGAAGAUCAUGGCUGCCCAGAAGGUGCUCAAGACACAAGGUACCGAGGAGCAGGCGGCGACCGGGGGCACGCAGGGGCCCCAGCUGCCUCCUGGGGCUCCGGUGGCGGCCCCCGCUGCUGCUGCCGCCGCCGCCGCCACCGCCUCCUCGAGCUCGAGCCUUUGCCCACAGGCCAGGGUGGCUCCGGGAGGCGCAGGGCCAGGCCCCGUGGCCACCUGCUUCCUCGAGAGGCCCCCGCAGGCCUGCAGCCCAGGCCCGAGCGCCUUCCAGCUGGUCCCAGGCGGCCGCCCGGGCCCCAGCACCUUCCAGCCUGCUCUGGGGAGCCCCGGGGGACCGCACGACCGUCCCUCCGCGUGGCUGCCCCCCGCCAGCCCGCAGCCGCCCAGGCCCGAGUCCUGCGGGCCCGAGCCGCGCCUGCCGCUGCGGCCCGUGCCCCGACUGCCGUUCACCGACUACGGGCAUCCUCUGAGAUUCAGCUCUGAUCGUGUCGGGGGAGCUGGGUACCCCGAGAGAGAGCCUUUCCAGCAGUGCCCUGCCUGCGUCCCCAUGCCAUCCUACCAGCCCUUCCCACCGGAUGGCCAGGCUGCAUCCUCAGCUCUGGGGAUCCCUCAACAAAGAAGCUUCCGUCAUGUCUCGUGCAGCCCCUACCAUGGGGGCAGCUUGGUGUCAGAACCAGCCCGGGACCUCCAGCCAACCUACUGCUCACCACCGCCACCUCCGCUGCCGCCUCCGCCACCGCAGCCUCCACAGCAGUCCAACUUCCUCCCGUCAGGCUAUCUCUCCGCUCUCCACUUACUGGCGCCGCCGCCGCCGCCACCAUCUCCCCCGUCUUUCUCACUGACCAUCCUGUAUGACACAGACAAGGAGGAUACCAAUGAUCAGGAUGCGGAGGCGCUCACCGAGCCCAGCCAGCACUCCUCCCAGGAGCAGUCCAACUAAGCUGCAGGCCGCCGCGCAGGCCAUGGGCGGGGAGGGGCGUAUACGGCAGCAAUUAUUUUUUCCACCUUUGUUCAUGUUCUCUAGCGAGGAAGGAUAUUGAUAGGUGUAAAAUGGCAGCUAGUUCUGAUUUCACGACAGGAGGAUGAGUGUGGUUCCCAAGGUUCUCUGGACCG
This is a messenger RNA of Peromyscus californicus insignis, 1436 nucleotides long. It is a transcript of the gene Dmrtb1, whose product is annotated as DMRT like family B with proline rich C-terminal 1. The coding region runs from base 199 to 1263 and encodes 354 amino acids. Gene Ontology annotation, biological process: germ cell development; regulation of transcription by RNA polymerase II; sex differentiation. Gene Ontology annotation, cellular component: nucleus. The transcript is spliced from 5 exons. The record is from RefSeq and is a predicted model, not a curated record. Gene Ontology annotation, molecular function: DNA-binding transcription factor activity, RNA polymerase II-specific; RNA polymerase II cis-regulatory region sequence-specific DNA binding. Lineage: Eukaryota; Metazoa; Chordata; Mammalia; Rodentia; Cricetidae.